Molecule: messenger RNA, 1680 nt
Organism: Heterostelium album PN500
Lineage: Eukaryota; Evosea; Eumycetozoa; Acytosteliales; Acytosteliaceae
Product: WD40 repeat domain-containing protein
Exons: 6
Coding region: 1-1680 (559 amino acids)
Biological process (GO): DNA replication-dependent chromatin assembly; nucleosome assembly
Cellular component (GO): CAF-1 complex; nucleus
Molecular function (GO): protein binding
Source: RefSeq, a predicted model, not a curated record
AUGAAAUUUACAUGUGAAACUGUUAUGAUUCUGUGGCAUGACAAAGAUCCAAUAUAUUCACUCGAUUUCGACUCAAGUUCAAAUCGACUAUGUACAACUGGUUCUGAUAAUGAUAUUAAAAUUUGGAGUUAUCAAAAGAAUGAAAAAGGUGGAGUUGAAUUCAGUUUCCUUUCGUCGUUGUCGAAACACUCAAAGCAUGUCAAUGUAGCAAGAUUCUCACCCGGUGGUAAUCUGCUGGCAUCGGGUAGCGAUGAUGGUACUGUUGUCAUUUGGAGAUUAAGUCCAAAUCAUAUUAAUACAGCAGCAGCAGCAGCAACUGCUUCGACACCAGAGACAUCAACAACAUCGACAUCAACAACAACAACAACACAAUCAUCAAUCGAUUUGAAUGGUGACAAUGACAGUAGUAAUAACAAAGAAACAUGGACUGCCAUCUCAGUGUUGCGUGUUCCCACCGAUAGCUACGACCUCUCAUGGUCACCAAACGGACUGAAUCUAACAACCUGCUCUACAGAUCAUACCUUUCAAAUUUGGAAUCCCAUUACAAGAAAUUGUAUUCAAACUAUUGAAGAACAUACACAUUAUGUACAAGGUGUGUGUUGGGAUCCUCUUGGUAGAUUCUUAUUGACAGAGAGUGCAGAUGGUAGUUGUCGUCUCUAUGAGAAUAAUAAUACAGAAAAGACAACAACAACAACAACAAAAAAGAAGAAACAAUCAAAGAAACAAUUUGUACAACUAAAAAAUGUACUAUCUAAGAGAGUAUUCACUGAAGGCACUACCUCUACUGAAACAUCAAAUAACAAUAAUAAUAAUAAUAAUAAUAAUAAUAUAGAUAAUAAUAAUAAUGAAAUAACAACAGAAACAUCAAAUCAUGAACAUAGAAUGUAUUAUGAUGAAUGUGUAUCUUCAAGACCAUCAUGGUCACCAGAUGGAUCAUUAUUUAUUACACCAACAGGACAAUUUAAAUCAUCACCAAAUGAAAAGGUUAGAAGUACAUCAUAUUUAUUCUCUAGAAGUAUACCAAACAAACCUAUAAUACAUUUACCAUCAAACAAACCAUCGCUAACAGUUAAAUUCAAUCCGAUUAUAUAUCGAUUGGAUAAAGAUAAGACAUCACAAUUGUCUGAUAUAAACUACAAGAUGAUAUUUGCUAUUGCAACAUCAGAGACAAUCAUAUUAUACGACACUCAAUCUUUACAACCAAUACUAGUCAUUUCAGAUAUACAUUAUGCACCUAUUACAGAUAUGUGUUGGACACAUGACGGAUCUAUUUUAAUGGUUACUUCACAGGAUGGAUUCUGCUCGUAUCUAGCAUUCCAACCGAAUGAACUUGGUAUACCUCUGGAGGAAGAAAACUGGCCAGAGUCUAUGAAGGAAGCAAAACAAUUGCGUUUAGAUGCCUACCAGAAUACUCUGUUUGAAAAGAUUACCCAACAACAAUUACAUCAACAACAGAAACAACAACAACAACAAGAAUCACUAAAGAGAAAGAUUGAUAGUGAUUCAACUAAUAACACUACCACAAACGAUAAUGAUGAACAAGUUGAAAAGAAACAAAAGACAGAUGACUCAACAACCACUACAACUACCACCACUACCACUACUUCUUCUUCAACUGAAACAUUACUACCAAAUGGUAAACCAAAGAGAAGAUUACAAGCAACUUUGAUUUCAAAAUAA